AUGGUUCCUCGGAAAAUCUACCUGUCAUUCAAGAAUGCAGUCUUUGCCGUUGAAACAAAAGAGCUCUUGAUCGUUCGCGAGCUCGCGCAGGCAGCAAGAAAAGAAUGCCCGGAUGAUUUACGUGGUAUAAACAUCUCGCAGGUCACCCUGCAUACCAAUGAGGACGCUGAUGAGCUCACUUCACACUCACGCCUUGCAAAACACACUGCACAGCUCCUCCGUUGUUGCGUUCCAGAGACUCCUCUCAUAGUGAAAGUAAAACCAAAAGUGGCCUUAAAGACUCCUCUCAUAGUGAAAGAAGAACUGGACCUUGCACGUUUCUGGAAGGCUCUACCAGAUGCCAGGUUGGUUACUGAGAGUGAGAUGGAAUAUUUGCAGCUAAAAGAAUCCUAUGUUCUUGAAGACCGAGCCCUUGGCGACCGCUUCCUCGUGCGCCCGAUUUACAAAGAGAUCACCAAGCUUUUCGAGCAUCAGGGCUUUACCAAAUGGGUCGUCACCGGUACUCCUGGGAUUGGAAAAACCGUCUUUUCUGCUUACUACAUGUGGAUAGGGGAGUGA
Molecule: messenger RNA, 558 nt
Organism: Puccinia graminis f. sp. tritici CRL 75-36-700-3
Lineage: Eukaryota; Fungi; Basidiomycota; Pucciniomycetes; Pucciniales; Pucciniaceae
Exons: 3
Coding region: 1-558 (185 amino acids)
Source: RefSeq, a predicted model, not a curated record